This is a messenger RNA of Epithele typhae, 936 nucleotides long. RefSeq names its product RRS1-domain-containing protein. Gene Ontology annotation, cellular component: nucleus; preribosome, large subunit precursor; nucleolus. The transcript is spliced from 5 exons. Gene Ontology annotation, biological process: ribosomal large subunit biogenesis; ribosomal large subunit export from nucleus; ribosome biogenesis. Lineage: Eukaryota; Fungi; Basidiomycota; Agaricomycetes; Polyporales; Epitheliaceae. The record is from RefSeq and is a predicted model, not a curated record. Bases 1 to 936 code for a protein of 311 amino acids. Gene Ontology annotation, molecular function: protein binding.
AUGGAUGUAUCCGACAUCCUUGCAGCUCAUGAAGCAAAAAAAAAAGCGGUAGUGGUGGAGAAGGACAUUCCACUUGAGGUCGACACCGGCUUCUUGACAGUGACAGACACAAAUCCUGUGGAUUCGGAAAGUUACGAAGUAGACCUUGAGGAGUAUCUCAUGUCCACUGCGCGAGAUGGUGCACAAACCCUUCUCGCGUCUCUUUUCUCUCUCCCGACAACAUCCACGGACGAUGGCCCCCUCGCACAACUUCCCCCGCCAACAACACAGUUGCCCCGAGCGAAACCACUGCCCAAGCCCAAGCCGCCCACCAAAUGGGAGCAGUUCGCGAAGGCGAAGGGCAUCCAAAAGACCCGCAGGGACAAGAAGGUCUGGGAUGAGGAGAAGCAGGAGUGGGUCAACCGGUGGGGCUGGAAGGGCGCAAACAAGGACAAGGAGGUCCAGUGGGCUACCGAAGUCCCUGCAAAUGCGGAUCCCGACUUCGAUCCCGCAAAAAUUGCUCGAACUGAGCGCAAGGCCCGGGUCGCGAAGAACGAGAGGCAGCACCUGCAGAACCUUGCCCGCACGGAGGCUCACGCGGGGGCUUCGAGCGCAAACGCCGCGGACAAGAAGCAAUACAUUGACCGGACGCUCGCCGUCACGCGGGCAAGUACCGCGAGCAUGGGCAAAUUUGAUCGGACCCUCGAGGGCGAGAAGAAGCUGAAGGGGAUCAAGCGGAAGUUUGAGCCUACUGAAACUUCGGCGGAGAACGAGAAGUCACAAAACCUCGCGAUUCUGUCCAAGUUGGACAAGAACCCAUCCGCUAAGAAAUCCCGCACGGGUGAAUCUAGCGGCAACGAUGUACUAAACGUGAGGAAAGCUAUCCGGUCGGCCAGCAGGGGCAGGGGUAGCGCGGCUCUUGCGAGGGGAGGGUCGAAGUCGAGGGGUAAACGUUGA